AUGACGGACACUCAGCAAUGGAUGCGCUUUGCGAAGGCGCUUUCGAGACUUCUGGGAUGGAUCUACACGUUAUCAUGGAGCGCUUCCUUCUAUCCCCAGCCCUGGCUGAACUGGAGACGUCGGUCCACUCAAGGCCUUGCUAUCGACUUUCCCACUCUUAAUGUCCUUGGAUUUGUGUGCUACACCGUAUCUACCUGCAGCUUCAUGUAUUCGCCGACAAUCCGCCGACAAUAUGCUGCCCGACAUCCGUUAUCUCCAGAGCCCACGGUGCAAUUCAACGACGUCGCCUUUGGAGUGCACGCCGUGAUUCUGUGUCUCUUGACCUAUUCGCAAUUCUUCUCACCGCUGUGGCCCUUCAAAGUCUCCUCUCGGCAGCGAGCAAGUCGCCCCGUCCUGGGCAUCGUCUGGGGAAGCCUGGUUGCCGUUGCGGCCGUUGUUGUCGUGGUGGUCUAUCGUUCAAGAGGGCGACAGCAAGAUCCACACGAUUGGGCCUGGAUCGACGUGCUCUAUACCAUGGGCUAUGUGAAGCUCAUUUGCACCUUUGUCAAGUAUAUCCCCCAGGUCUGGUUCAAUUACAAACGGAAAUCCACCCAAGGCUGGAGCAUCAUGCAAAUCCUGUUUGAUCUCAUCGGAGGCGUCCUGUCUCUCUUGCAACUAGUCAUCGACGCCAGCUUUCAAGGCGACUGGAGUGGUCUCACGGGGAAUUCCCUCAAAUUGGGUCUUGGAAAUAUUAGCAUUGCCUUUGACUUGAUCUUCAUCGCUCAACAUUAUAUCCUCUACUGGGAUCAGGAUGACCUUUCCAGCGAGACUGAUGACGAAUCAGAACGACCGUUGCUCGAUCACUGA
This is a messenger RNA of Rhinocladiella mackenziei CBS 650.93, 846 nucleotides long. RefSeq lists its product as uncharacterized. Gene Ontology annotation, cellular component: fungal-type vacuole; vacuolar membrane. The record is from RefSeq and is a predicted model, not a curated record. Gene Ontology annotation, biological process: L-cystine transport. Gene Ontology annotation, molecular function: L-cystine transmembrane transporter activity. Bases 1 to 846 code for a protein of 281 amino acids. The transcript is spliced from 4 exons. NCBI's taxonomy places the organism in Eukaryota, Fungi, Ascomycota, Eurotiomycetes, Chaetothyriales, Herpotrichiellaceae.